CGAAUGUGCUGUUUUAAUCAGGAUGUGGUACAUAAACAGAUGUCAUUGUAAUUAGUAUUCAUUUACAUUCCCUGUCUGGUGUGAAGACGUCUAAGGAAUCCGAUCAUUGUCUAAUAUUUCCCAUUGUUUUCCAUUACGCUCUUUGAUGUCUAGAAUCAACAUAAAUAUGGAUUCGAAGUUCAUUUGGAUGUUCCUUGUAGGAUACACUGUAAUCGUGAAAGGAUAUCAAGAGUUUAGCUCGGCCAAUUGUUUAACCGAAGGAACAGUGAAUUGUUCACAAUACAUAAUUUGUACCGAAGACGUAGACAUCAAUGUUUAUCCUGGAAGAAUAAAAACACUGGUCUACGAUAUCUAUAUUCCACGAGGACUGACACAGGAAGCGUCUAUAUUAGUCUCCUCGCCUCCCGACAUGGCUGUUGUAAUAUCCGAUGUACACCUGACUUAUCAAGAUGAUUCCUUAACAAUGACAAAUGGGACCUAUAUCCCAGUAAUUACUGAGAGAACAUGGAUGCUCCUGGCUUUCAGCAGACAGGGCACAUACAAUUUUGGAGAGAUUGACUGCAGCGGUAGUCGUGUAUUACGAAAUGCUACUACAGAAGCCACCAUUGUACCUCCCCGGAAUGCUUCCCACUCGACCGAUUCGACCAGUAUAGUGACCAACGAAAAUGCUAGAGAAUCUACUCUACCAACAACUGCGACCGAUUCGACCAGUACAGUGACCAACGAAAAUGCUAGAGAAACUACUGUACCAACAAUUGCGACCGAUUCCAACAAUUCUACAGAUUCCAUGAAUAGUACGGAUCCUACCAAUUCCUCUUACAUAACAACUUCUCCUAAUACUGUUAACGAAGACCCUUGUACCUACUGUUUAGUUAAACUAGCUGUGGCAUAUCUAAUGGCAGACAUAACAGACGUGUCAGACAAUUCCACACGAGUAGUAACUACAACAAUGGCUUCGAAAAACAUAACCAUUGAAGUUUCUACAACGCUAAUGUUGAGAAUAGUACAGAAUACCGCAGUGAUGUCUAAUUUUUCGACGGAUAUUCCUGAUCAAGUGGAAUUUUUACACGGUUAUUUAAACAAAUUCGAAAUACGAAUGAACCUUAAAAGUCCUUUAUCAGCAUACAAACUUGCGUUAAGCAGCUCUGAUCCAAUUUUAAAAAUUGUUUCAUUGCGCACAUUACUUAUCGGUGAGAACUACGAAGAUAUCAUCACAACAGUGACUGACCAAUCGAUAUGUUCUGGAGGUUCGGACACAAAGGUUUUAGACUUCGGUUACCUUCCAAACAAAGGAUAUUAUGACAGCAACGCUUCGUCACUAGCAGAUAUCAUAGUAUUUGAAAUCAUAUUGUCAAUGAAAGACGUGGUGGCAGUUGGGGAUAGAUUUUCUAUUUAUAUAGACAUGGAGGUAGACUCCAUGGAGGUAAUGAACUCUACGAAGUAUUUCAAUGUAUUCAGCGCAACAAAAGUAAGUAUAGAAUUGGCAACAUAAUGCUAUUGUAUAAAAAUACAUUGCUUGAUUUUGUAAUUCUAAAAUAGUCAUCUUCGUUAAGAUAUGUGUGCAAGUGAAUUCCAGCCUAAUAUCUGUAGUGCUUUAUAUAUAUAUAUAUAUAUGGCGCAGCGGUAUAAGCUGCGGGUAUUUCUGGCUAGGUGAUUGG
This is a messenger RNA of Pecten maximus, 1658 nucleotides long. RefSeq lists its product as uncharacterized. The coding region runs from base 146 to 1492 and encodes 448 amino acids. Lineage: Eukaryota; Metazoa; Mollusca; Bivalvia; Pectinida; Pectinidae. The record is from RefSeq and is a predicted model, not a curated record. The transcript is spliced from 5 exons.